This is a messenger RNA of Loa loa (African eye worm), 4614 nucleotides long. Its product is annotated as Myo2p. Gene Ontology annotation, biological process: vesicle transport along actin filament; actin filament organization. Gene Ontology annotation, cellular component: myosin complex; actin-based cell projection; actin cytoskeleton. The transcript is spliced from 33 exons. Gene Ontology annotation, molecular function: microfilament motor activity; ATP binding; actin filament binding. Lineage: Eukaryota; Metazoa; Nematoda; Chromadorea; Rhabditida; Onchocercidae. The record is from RefSeq and is a predicted model, not a curated record. The annotation marks the transcript as partial.
GGUCAACCAGUGUGGUUUUUUGUGAACAAUGGAAAAGACCUUUGGGAACCGGCGUUAAUUAUUGAAACUGAUCCGCUUACUGUACAAUGCAUUCAAAAUGGUCAAACAGUUCUAUUGGAAAACACAGUUAGAGUUAUCGAAAGAAAAUUAUUCGAUCCAAAUACUGAAAAUUUAGCUACUAUUCCUGAUGAAUCAGAAUCAGCGCUGUUAUUUGCUUUGCGGAAACGUUUUGAUACAAAACGUUUUUACACAUUUGCUGGUGAUGUAUUAAUAGUACUAAAUCCAUAUGAUCCAUUAUCAACAAUUUAUGAUGAUACAGUGCAAAAAUUGUAUCGAAAAACCAAUAAUCUCAAUAAUUUACCAGCGCAUAUAUUCACCGUUGCUCAAAAAGCUUUAGCGCGUAUUGAAAAUGACCAAUCAAAGCAUGAAUCGAUUUGUUUUUGUGGUGAAUCAGGUUCAGGUAAAACCUAUAAUUUAAUGCAUUGUGCUAAUUAUUUAAUCAAUAAUUCUAUACAAUAUGAAUCAAAGCUAACAAUCACUGUGCAACAGUUACAAGCAGUGGAACGUAUACUUGAUGCAUUUGGAAGUGCUCGUACAUUGAAAAAUACCCAAGGAACACGAAUGGGUUAUUGCAUGGAAAUGAUUUAUCGAAACGCGACACUCACUGGUUUCUCAAUUUAUACAAUUCCACAACAACAACAACAACAACAACAACAUCGACAACAACAACAAUUACAACAAAUUCAAAUACACGUAGAACCUAGUCGAAUUGUUAGUCAACGACUUGGUGAAUGUAAUUUUAAUGUAUUCUAUGAAUUUUGUUCAAGUAUGGAUACUAAUGAAAAGUAUAAAUUGGGUUUGAAAGGUGAACAACAACAUUUCUACCUGAAUCAGGGUAAAGUUUCAAUGGAUCCGAUGGUACAACGUCAAAAAUACGAAAGGCUUUGUAGCUCAUUGGAGUUAUUAGAUAUUAGUGAACAUCAACAGGAAUUCAUCCAACGUAUUCUGGCUGCUAUUUUGCAUAUUGGCAAUUUGUAUUUUAAACUUACUAAACCAAGAAGUGGUACUGUAAAUGGAACAGAUGUUCAAUGCAAUGAUAUUAUGAAUGGUGUUGAAAUAGGCAAUGAGCAGGAACUUAAAUGGUGUGCUUAUUUAUUGGAAAUUGAUUUGGAAUCGUUGUAUGAAUUGCUAACUCAAAAACAAAUAAAGAUAAGUGAAGAAGGUGAAAUAGCAUCAGUACCUUUAAGUAUUGAACAGGCAUUAGAUGUCAGAGAUUCAAUUGCUCAGUUAUUGUAUGAACAAUUAAUUGAAUGGAUUCUUAAACGUAUCAAUGCAACAACAAUGAAUGAAUGUAACAUUAUUAGCAGCAAUAACAACAUGGCUACAGUUGUGCUUGCUGAUUGUUAUGGUUUUGAACGUUUUACAAGUUUGAAUGGAUUCGAACAAUUUUGCAUUAAUUUAUAUAACGAGCGAUUGGAAUGGUACUAUCAGCAAAAAAUACUGCGAGAAUUACAAUGGGAAUAUCAAAAAGAUAGCAUUUCUGGAAUUGAUAUGCAAUCUGUUCAGUGGUUUAAUAAUGAACCAGUUAUCGAAUUACUUCUUCAGCGUCCUAAUGGCUUACUUCCAGCAUUAGAUGAUGAAUCAAAAUUUCCGAAAGCAUCUGCUGCUCGUUAUUUACAACAAUGUAUUCUCAACCAUCAACAAUCACCUCGACAGUUGUUUAUCACUAAAACAACAACAGUUCCUUCUGUUAUCACUGAUAUCAAACCACUGGAUAGAUAUGAAUUUGCUAUUCGCCAUUAUGCUGGUCAAAUUUGGUAUGAUUGCGCACAGUUUGUGGAAAAGAAUCGCUUGCAAAUUAGAUGGCAAACAAUAAUGCUGCUUGCAAAUAGCCAAAAUUCGUUGAUAGCUCAACUUUUCCGAUCUUUGACAAUAAAUAAUAUGAAAUUAACACAGCAACAAUUAUUGGAUGGAACAAUUUAUGUUGCUCAACGAUAUAAUCGAGCAGCAAAAAUACUUAUUGAUAAAAUGAAUAAAGGUGAUGUGCAAUUUGUACGUUGUAUACGUAGUAAUCAGGAACGUGAAAUGUUGAAAUUUUGUCCACAAACAGUGAUGCGACAAUUACGAUCACUUUCAUUGCUUGCUACCACAAAUAAUUAUCGUCUAGGAUUUCCAUAUCGACAAUCAUUUGAUCGAUUUGCUGAAAGAUAUCGAUGUUUGCUACCGCUAGAUAUAGCCCGGUGUCAAACGGUAUAUGAAUUAUCUAAAGAUAUUCUUGAACAACAGGGUAAUAAAUUUCAUCCACAUUAUCGAUUAGGCAAAACACAAGUAUUUAUGCGUGAACUGGUACGUGAACAUUUGGAAACACGUCGUAAUGCAUUACUUGAUCGUUCAGCUAUUGUGAUACAAAAAAAUUUACGUAAAUGGUUUGAAGAACGAAAAUUUGUAAAGAAACGACAUGCUGCUAUAGUGUUACAAUCAGGUUUAAGAGGAUGGCGUGCAAGGCGUGAAGUUGAUCGUCGUCGUAAGGAAAUUCGUAAAGCGAUUGAUAUGGAAACACGAAAGAUACGUCGUUUGAAUUUGUAUGCUGAAACAGAAGAAGGAUGUGAAAAUAAUACUGUAUUAAAUGAGGAAUGUAAUCGAACAACUGAUCCAUCAUCUCUAGCUAAUGUGGAAUAUUUAGAUUUACCCAAAAAUGUUGAGAAAAAAUUACAAAAUGGAUUUCCUACUAAUAGAAUGUGUGAUAUACGAACUGUUUAUCACUAUAUUCCGUAUAACAAACGUAUUGGUAAAUCGUUAGAACUUCCAACAGAAACCAUUGAACAGUUUGCAGAAAAUAAUUUUAAAGGUCAUUUGCUGCAAAUGCGACGUGAACCAAUUGCUACUCCAUUUUUGCAUAAAGAAACUGAAAUGGAAUUUAAUCGAUCAUUGGAAAUGUUUGCAAUGAUAUUACAAUAUAUGAAUAAUGCACGAAUGAAUUGUGAACAAUUAGCAAUUCUUGGCAAAGCAAUCAUUCAAAUAGCAUUAGAUAAUCCUGUACAAAGAGAUGAACUUUUGGUACAACUUUGUAAUCAAACAUAUCGUAAUGGAGUGAAAAAUAAUGCUGAUAAAGCCUGGACAUUACUUCUUGGUGCAAUCAAUAGUUUUACACCUUCACCACAACUAUAUCCUGCUCUUAUGAAUUAUUUUGAACAACAAACACCAAAUUUAUCACUUCAAUUGAUUGAUAGUUUACUACGGCAAUGUAUUGGUAGCAAAAAUUUAUCAAAAUCUCGUCAUUUUGCGCCAACUUUUCUGGAACAGGCUAGUUUUAAACAACAACAAGCAGCUGUGUUACGAAUUAAAUGUGCCGAUCAAAAUGAAGCAUUAUUUGAAGUGCAUUCAUGGAUGACUGCCGAUGAAUUGGCACAACGAUGUUUGCAAAUUCGAGGCAUUGGUGAUCCAGAUGGUUGGACAUUAAGUGUAGAAGAUGAACGUUUUGUUAUAUAUGCACCAGGAAAUUGUUAUGUUUAUGAUAUACUAGCACAAAUGGAACAACAAUCAACAGAAAAUAAUAACGAAAUUUUCAUUAUGUUUGAUAAUAGCAUUAAUUGGAAAGUUACACGAAGUAAUGGAAAUAUUACAAAUAGAAGAGAAAAUGAAGCAAAUGAUAAUGAAUUGCAACAGAAUGAUAUUUUGCUAAAUCGUUUUGAAACAAAUAAAUCAGGACUAGAGCAGCAAUCAAUGAUACCACAACGAUCAGUGCAGUUUGUAUCAGAAGGGAUAAGAAGUGAUUUGUGUGCUGAAUCUAAACUGAAAGAAUUAAACUGUAGAACAUUUCAUACAGAUACAUUUGUUGACGGAGAAAGUGCAACAAAAACACCUCCAAUACCGCCGCCACAUUGGAAUUCAAACUUACAUGGGCAACAACAGUAUCAUCAACAUCAACAACAACAACAUUAUGAAAUUGAGGAUCGAGCAGGAAAGGAUAGUGAAUUUUUAUAUGGUCAACAACAUCAUUUAUUGCCAGAAUUAUCAACAAGUACUUUAAAUAAACGAUAUAAAAUUAAUCAAAUCCCAGAUCUUGCUAAUAUCAACAAUAAUUAUUACGAUACAGUGAUGGAUCGUAAACGUUAUGAUGAUAGCAUUUACAGUAAUGUCACCUAUGGUGGUCGCAAUAUGAUACAUAACAAUUUUCAUAAACAUCACCAUCAACAUCAACAACAACAACAGCAUGAUACUACAUUGCAACGUUAUCGACGUCAACAACAACAAUUUGUUGAACUUCGACAACAACAACAGCAACAUCAUGAUCAGCAACCUAAUUUUGCUUAUAUACCGCAACAUUUUACUGCAAUGCCUGCUAUGCCUUUUGUACCAGCUCAAGUACAAUUUAUGCCAGUAAUGCUUCCAACAACUUCAUUUCUACCAGCACAACCAUUAUUACCACCAGCACCACCAUCACAUCGGCAAUCAAUGAUAACUGAUUUGGAGAAUGGAACUGGACAACGAUUAAUUAAUCAACAGCUGAAUACAACAAAUGCAUCAUCAUCAUCAACCGUUCUUAUCAAUACGAUUGAUAGCAGUGAUGCGCAACAACAUCACUCUGAUAAUUUCACGGCAAGCAAAUUAUGA